AUGAAGACUCUCUCCCUUGUGGCUGUCCUGCUCGUUCAAGCUUGGACUGCGAGUAGCAGUCCGAGGGCGAAACGGUCUUCGGGCUUUCAAUGGUUCGGUAGCAACGAAUCCGGCGCUGAAUUCGGCUCCGGGAAUAUCCCCGGCACUUUGGGCACAGAUUACAUCUGGCCUGAUGCGACGGCUAUCGAGACGCUGCAUAGUGCGGGGAUGAAUAUCUUUCGCGUGCCGUUUCUCAUGGAGCGGUUGGUGCCUAAUGAGUUGACCGGUGCGGCGGAUGCGACGUAUAUGGCCGAUUUGAAGGCUACGGUGCAAAUCAUUACAGAUCUGGGUGCUUACGCUGUGGUUGAUCCGCAUAAUUUUGGGAGAUACUACGGAAACAUCAUCACCUCAACAAGUGACUUCGCAGCCUUCUGGACCACCGUAGCCAGCGAGUUCACCGACAAUGACCUAGUCAUCUUCGAUACCAACAACGAAUUCCACGACGAAGACCAAACCCUCGUCCUCAACCUCAACCAAGCCGCCAUCACGGCCAUCCGCGCCACCGGCGCCACCACGCAAUACAUCUUCGUCGAAGGCAACUCCUACACGGGCGCCUGGACCUGGACCACCACCAACACCAACCUCGUCAACCUGACCGACCCCAACGACCAUCUCAUCUACGAAAUGCACCAGUACCUGGACAGCGAUGGCUCCGGGACGAGUUCGACGUGCGUCAGCUCGACGAUCGGUGCGGAGCGCAUUGCUGAUGCCACGAGCUGGCUGAGAGAAAAUGGGAAGCAGGCGGUGUUGGGAGAGUUUGCGGGCGGCGCGAAUAGUGUUUGUGAGGAGGCGGUCACGGGCAUGUUGGAUGCGAUGGUGGAUGCGAGUGAUGUUUGGUUGGGCGGUAUGUGGUGGUCCGCUGGACCUUGGUGGGGGGAUUAUAUCUUUUCGUUGGAGCCGGAUGAUGGCGUUGCGUAUGAGUAUUAUUUGAGCGUGUUGGAGGGGUAUACUCCUGGUUCAUCCUCUUCUUCGGGGGGUACGACUACUACCGCUGCGGCAAGUACUAGUAGUACCUCUGCUGCUGGGAGUGCUACUACGAGCAAGGUGACUACUACCACUGCUGCUGCUACUGCUACAUCCACGGCUGUGGCGGCGCACUAUGCGCAGUGUGGUGGGCAGGGAUGGACUGGGGCGACGACUUGUGCGGAUGGAUAUACCUGUACGGUGGAGAAUGCGUGGUAUUCUCAGUGUUUGUGA
Molecule: messenger RNA, 1236 nt
Organism: Aspergillus luchuensis
Lineage: Eukaryota; Fungi; Ascomycota; Eurotiomycetes; Eurotiales; Aspergillaceae
Gene: egl2
Product: putative endoglucanase
Exons: 5
Coding region: 1-1236 (411 amino acids)
Biological process (GO): glucan catabolic process
Cellular component (GO): extracellular region
Molecular function (GO): cellulose binding; hydrolase activity, hydrolyzing O-glycosyl compounds
Source: RefSeq, a predicted model, not a curated record